Cuscuta campestris is the source of this 1143-nucleotide messenger RNA. The record is from the annotation of a GenBank genome assembly. NCBI's taxonomy places the organism in Eukaryota, Viridiplantae, Streptophyta, Magnoliopsida, Solanales, Convolvulaceae.
AUGAAGCGCUCUUGUGCGGGUUACGUCUGGCAGCUGGGAUGAACGUGACAAAGCUAAGGAUAAAGUGUGAUUCGAAGUUGGUGGUUGGCCAUGUGUCGGGAGAGUUCGAGGCGAAGGACGAAAGAAUGAAGAAAUACAGAGAUACGGCCCUAGAACUACUUAAAAGCUUCACCGCGUAUAGUGUCGAGGAGAUCCCUCAGGCGGAGAACGCCGAGGCGGAUAUCUUGUCGAAGCUGAGCUCAGACAUGCCCGAGCACAUCAGGCGAAUGGCGAAUGUGGAAGAGCUGUCCGAGCCAAGAAUCCAUGCCUUCCCCGUGGCAAUGAUCUGUGCUCAACCCAAAGAUUGGACGGACGACAUAGUCGCCUUCGUGAAGGAUGGCACCCUCCCAAACGAGUCGAUGAAGGCCAAGUUGGUCCGGACAAGGGCACCGGGGUAUACCUUGGAAGGCGAGAAGCUAUACAAGCAAGCAUACAACGGGGCGCUACUCAGGUGCCUCCGACCGGCCGAAGCGAAACAAGUCAUGGAGGAGGUGCACGCCGGAAUCUGCUCCGCCCACCAAGGAGCAUACGCGGUGUCAAGGAAGAUAACCCUUCAAGUAUAUUUUUGGCCAACAAUUGUUAAGGAUUGCGCGGAGUUCGUAAAGAAGUCUAAAGUGUGUCAAGAGUUCCAGAAGGUCAUCUGCCGCUUCGGCGUUCCCGAGCACAUAAUCACAGACAACGGGACACAAUUCGAGUCCAAGCCCUUCAACGACUUCCUUGGAAGCUGGGGGAUCAAGCACAGCUACGCGUCGGUUGGGUACCCACAGACAAACGGACAGGUCGAGAACGCCAACCGAACGAUAGUCGACGGGCUGAAGCAGAAAUUGGAGGCCUGCGGAGGAGAGUGGGCAGAGGAGUUGCCUUACAUCCUAUGAACCUACCGGACCACGCCUAGAAGGGCAAUCGAGGAAACCCCCUUCGCCUUGUGCUACAGAUUCGAGGCGAGGGCUCCUGCAGAGAUCUCCAUCGCAACCCACCGGGAGGAGAUCUUUGACCACGAGCGUAACGAAGAAGCCCUGGCAGCCGAGCUCCAUCUCGUACACGAGAGGCGAGAAGCGGCCUUUAUACGAGUAGAGAAUUACCGAAGAAAGGUAAAGAGCUACC